AUGGCUCCUCGUAGGACCCACUACAAAUCCAAGCGAGGUUGCUCGGAGUGCAAGCGCCGACACAUCAAGAUCGUGCCGACGAGGGCUCAAUGCACACAGACAGCAAUCCAAUCUCCUGGCGGCGACACACACUCGGCUCCAGUCAUUAGUGGCAGCCCUCACACAAUUCCUGGCUCACCACUGCCACCCUUAAGCCAAUGCCCAGCUGACUCCAUGGUCAACAUGGACCAUCUGGAACUAUUCCAUCACUUCUACACAAACACAUGUAAGACCGUGGUCCGCACGGAGGCUCAAAUUGAGUUGUACCGCAAUGUCGCCAUCACUUAUGGAAUCGCCCAUCCUUUCCUUAUGCACGAGAUCCUGGCCUUCUCUGCCAUUCAUAUAAGCAUCCUCCGUCCCCAACGCCGAGAGUACUACCACUCACUAGCGACAUCUCUCCAGUCGAAAGCCCUGACCGACUUCAACGAGAUUCUGUCACGUGUCGAUGCCGGUACCUGCAUGCCGGUCCUGUUAUUCUCUCACCUGAUCGGACUCCAAUCUUUCCACGACAUCUUUAAUCUUCUCAAGGAUGAUUUCAAUACCUUUAUGGACGGCCUGGUCGGCUGCGUCAGGCUACUUCGAGGGGUCAACUUGGUGACACAGACGUGGAGGGACAUUCUAAUUCAGUCCGAGCUGGGCCCCAUCAUGAGAGAAGCCGAUCAGGCGCAUGAUGGCGAGAAACUCUCCCGAAGUGAAUGCUCUCCACUGCGGGAUCUGAUCAACGCUGCAGACCUGACCUCGUCAUCCAAGGAAGUUUGCAAGGAAGCACUGAACAAACUGCAAGAAUGCUUUGAUGUUGAAAACGCAUUUCCCGGGGAUCUACUCUCCACGACCAAUGUCAUAUUCGCUUGGUUCGUCACCGCAUCUUCGCAGUACACUGAACUGAUGGAUCAGCGACGGCCCGAGGCUUUGAUCUUACUCGCUUACUACGCUGUACUACUCCACCGACGCCGCAAGUCGUGGGUGGUCGGCGACGCAGGCCAGCACCUCCUCAAGUCCAUCACCACGCACCUUGGCAGGCGCUGGGAAACUUGGUUAACCUGGCCACAGAAUGCCAUCACGUUUGGCACAAGUUCAAAUACUCCAAUCUCGGCCAGUUAG
Exophiala oligosperma is the source of this 1140-nucleotide messenger RNA. RefSeq lists its product as uncharacterized. Gene Ontology annotation, molecular function: DNA-binding transcription activator activity, RNA polymerase II-specific. Gene Ontology annotation, biological process: regulation of transcription by RNA polymerase II. The coding region runs from base 1 to 1140 and encodes 379 amino acids. The transcript is spliced from 2 exons. NCBI's taxonomy places the organism in Eukaryota, Fungi, Ascomycota, Eurotiomycetes, Chaetothyriales, Herpotrichiellaceae. The record is from RefSeq and is a predicted model, not a curated record.